Molecule: messenger RNA, 985 nt
Organism: Apodemus sylvaticus (European woodmouse)
Lineage: Eukaryota; Metazoa; Chordata; Mammalia; Rodentia; Muridae
Gene: Pllp
Product: plasmolipin
Exons: 4
Coding region: 75-623 (182 amino acids)
Biological process (GO): myelination
Cellular component (GO): membrane
Molecular function (GO): structural constituent of myelin sheath
Source: RefSeq, a predicted model, not a curated record
CGCAGUCGCAGCCCCGGAGCAGCGCCGCGAGCGCGGCCGGAGCGUUGCCGGAGCGUCGUGGGCUCGCGAUCGCCAUGGCGGAGUUCCCGUCGAAAGUGAGCACGAGGACCAGCAGCCCCGCUCAGGGCGUGGGAGCCUCAGUGUCUGCGCUGCGACCGGACCUGGGCUUCGUGCGCUCCGCUCUUGGGGUGCUCGCUCUUCUGCAGCUGGUGCUGGGGCUGCUGGUGUGGGCCCUGAUUGCUGACACCCCAUACCAUCUGUAUCCUGCCUAUGGCUGGGUCAUGUUUGUGGCUGUCUUCCUGUGGCUCGUGACAAUCGUCUUCUUCGUCAUCUACCUGUUUCAACUGCACAUGAAGUUGUACAUGGUGCCCUGGCCGUUGGUGUUACUGAUCUUUUUUGUUGCUGCUACGGUGCUCUACAUUACCGCCUUUAUUGCCUGCGCUGCAGCGGUUGACCUGACAUCGCUCAGGGGCUCCCGGCCCUAUAACCAGCGCUCAGCUGCCUCUUUCUUUGCUUGUCUGGUGAUGAUUGCCUACGGAGUGAGUGCUUUCUUCAGCUUCCAGGCCUGGCGAGGAGUGGGCAGCAACGCGGCCACAAGUCAGAUGGCUGGGGGCUACUCUUAAGCCAGCUCUGCUGUGGUCUGAGCCAUGGCUGGGUCUUAGCAGCGUCACCCCCAAUCUAACGGGACUCCAGCACUCCUGAGGAAUAGGUGCAAGCUGGCACAGAUGGGCUGCCAAGAGCCAGGAGUGGGGGCAUCCUCCCCACCUCCCUCCUUCAGCAGAAGGUGAUGGGGCGGGGGGCUCUUAUGGCUCUGCCUUGUCAUCAGAGAACUUCGUAUCCCAGGCUGGGCCACCCUGCUCACAGCACUAAAUGCACUAACAGACCUCCAGCCUCUGACCUGCCAUAGUAUAAACCUAACAAAAUGACAGAUUAUCUUUGUUCCAGAAGCUAAGCAAGCCCCCAGCUCUUCUGGUACCACCCCCCC